This is a messenger RNA of Solanum dulcamara, 390 nucleotides long. RefSeq lists its product as uncharacterized. Gene Ontology annotation, cellular component: nucleus. The coding region runs from base 1 to 390 and encodes 129 amino acids. The record is from RefSeq and is a predicted model, not a curated record. The transcript has a single exon. NCBI's taxonomy places the organism in Eukaryota, Viridiplantae, Streptophyta, Magnoliopsida, Solanales, Solanaceae. Gene Ontology annotation, biological process: chromatin remodeling.
AUGGACGGAUUUAAAUUAUGGUACUCAGGAGGCUCAAGGGAUAGGAAUGGAGUAGGUAUUCUAGUCGACGCGGACCUGAGGGGGUGUGUGGUAGAGGUAAAGAGGAUCAGUGAUAGGAUGAUAUUUAUUAAGCUAGUUAUAGGCAGGCUUUUUGUGAACGUUGUUAGUGCGUAUGCACCUCAUGUGAGUCUGGAUGAAGAAGUCAAAAGGCUCUUUUGGGAGAAUUUGGAUGAAGUAGUGAGAGGUAUACCUAGUACCGAAAAGAUUUUUAUUGGGGGAGAUUUCAAUGGUCAUAUUGAUACAACUUCUAAUGGUUUUGAUGAUGUCCAUGGAGGCUUUGGUUUUGGGAAAAGGAAUGGCGGAGGGGUUUCUCUCUUGCCAAAGCUUUGA